Labeo rohita (rohu) is the source of this 4065-nucleotide messenger RNA. It is a transcript of the gene kcnk4b, whose product is annotated as potassium channel subfamily K member 4. Gene Ontology annotation, molecular function: potassium ion leak channel activity. The transcript is spliced from 8 exons. Bases 434 to 1852 code for a protein of 472 amino acids. Gene Ontology annotation, cellular component: membrane. The record is from RefSeq and is a predicted model, not a curated record. NCBI's taxonomy places the organism in Eukaryota, Metazoa, Chordata, Actinopteri, Cypriniformes, Cyprinidae. Gene Ontology annotation, biological process: stabilization of membrane potential; potassium ion transmembrane transport.
CACACUCAACAAAGCCCACAAACAUGCUGGCAUUCUCGCGUACACUCACUCUCUCAGCUCUGCCUCCGUCUGAUUGAGUACCAUUUCAUUCUUGGGCACUCAGCAACAGUCUCUGACCAUCUCACACACACACACACACAGUCACACUCCCUCUGGAAGGAAUCCUGCAGUUUGCGGCUGCAGCGCUUUGGAUAUGCCGGACCGUCUGCUCUGAGGUGGGAGGUGGGCUUGAGAGCUUGUGUUGUCCCCUCAAUCAGAUCACGAGGACGAGGAGUUUCCAUGUGGAUACAGAUCCAAAGACUCUAGCGACUGUCACAGACAGAGCUGGACACGCUGAAAACGUGAGGAGGAAAAGAACAGCCUCGUCCCCAAGAGGACUGACACCAGCAGUGGAAAGGAUAAGAAACGAACAGGCUCCAACAGACGUUCAGCCAUGCAUGGCGCCACCCUUAUAUUCGUCCUCAUUGGGGUGCUCCUGUACUUGAUGAUGGGGGCUUUGGUGUUCAAUGCCCUGGAGGCUCCAAAUGAGGAAUCCCAUCGUAACAAGCUGCAAGCCAUCCGUCAGGAGUUCAUGGACAACUACACAUGUGUAGACCCUAAACAUCUGUCAGAUCUGAUAGAAAAGGUGGCAGAGGCUAUCAGUGUUGGAGUUGACCCCAGCAGUAAUACCACAGUCAGCACCAGUUGGGACCUGGCCAGCGCUUUCUUCUUCUGUGGCACCAUUAUCACCACCAUCGGUUAUGGGAACAUCUCUCCAAAGACAGACUGGGGUCAGUUCUUCUGUAUCUGCUAUACACUGGUGGGUAUUCCCUUGUUUGGAUUUCUGCUGGCUGCCGUAGGAGACCAUCUGGGGACGUCACUGAGGAAUGCCAUUGCUAAAGUUGAAGCUCUUUUAUGGAAGUGGAAGGUGAGCCCAACUAUCGUGCGUGUCAUCACCGCUGUGCUGUCCAUCCUGCUGGGCUGCGUUCUCUUCAUCUUUUUGCCAAUUUUAGUCUUCCAAGAGGUUGAAAACUGGAGUCUGCUGGAAUCCGCCUACUUUGUGAUCAUCACCCUCACUACAGUGGGCUUUGGAGACUAUGUUGCAGGUGACAGUGGUGAUGCAGGUCAAAAUCAUUGGUACAAGCCUCUGGUGUGGUUCUGGGUUUUGUUUGGAUUGGCCUACUUUGUGUCCAUUCUUUCCAUGAUUGGGAACUGGAUCCUGGUUCUUACGAAAAAAACCCGAGCUGAGAUGGAGGGGUUGAGAGCGCAAGCCUCAGACUGGACUCAGAACAUCCAGAACAUGUCCAUGGACUUCCGCAUGUCCGGAAAAUUUGACGAUCCUUUCAGACGCACCAGGCGAAAGCGCCGUCACAGGCGCCACAGACACGACGGCAGUCAGGGCAAAACCGGAGAGGACGGAAAAGAGGAGAACGAAUCCGAAUCCGGCUCCUACACGGGUUCGUCAGAAGAGUCAGAAAGCAGCUCCGAGUCCGAAUCGGAGGUGACCCAGACAGAACGGGUCCCGGAGGGAGGGGGUGGCGACAAGGCCAAAGAUUUAGAGAAAGAGGAAAAACUCCACGCCAUGCCCAAAGAUCCCAUCCUCUCUCAGCCCUUGGAUUACUUUGGGGAAAAUCUCGCGUACAUCGAUGAGUCUUCAGAUGCGGUGAGUGGGAAGGUUCACCUGGACCCCCUGCUGGACGUACCAGAUUCCAACCCAACUUCUACAGACAGGCCCAAAAGGAGACGUCAAAGGAGACACUUGAGAAGAGAUCAACAGAAACCCAAGACCCCUAAAACCAGUCCAAACGAACCAGAGAUUAAAGCGCCAAAUGGAGACAUUAGGCAGAAAGAUCCACCCACGCCAAAGCUGUGAGCGCCAAGAUGAGAAAAUCCUCUUUGGAAUAAAGUUUUUCAACUUCGCUAGCUUUAGGAUAUGCUGUGCUCCACUGGAAAGGCACUUGGCGUUAUUCUCAGAUUUUACUGGGACGAAAUGAGAUAUCCAAGUGCCUAAAAUGAGAAGGGGCGAAAGAAGGUUCAGGUGUGGUCAAGUCUUGGACCGCUCUGCAUGAGUGAGAACUUUUAUUGAGUAAUCAGAUAGCAGCCCAGCCUAAUGUGCAGAAAGGCCAUGAUGAUCAGACACUUAGUGCCAUCUACUGGACGUUCGCUGCACAUGGUUUGUUUAUGGAUGCACUGACCGUCAAUGAAUGUUUUAUUCAGUGUGCCUUUCACUUCUUUCCUAACGUCAGAAUAAUAAAGGAAUGGCACCUUGAUACUAAUGUUACUAAUCCAACUCAACUGAUGCUUACCGCUCGGGUUUAUCAAACUGUAAUCUUUUUGUAUUACUGAUAAAUAACAUUAUGCUACGGAAGCCUGUUUCUGCUUUAAGUGAUAGAAGAGGCACUGGUAGCUGCAACUACGAUUUUACACCUUACAGUCAUUUUAUUUUUAGUAAUUGUUAGACUACUUUUCUCAUGAUUUCUCAUUCUUGCUAAUUUAUAUACACUGUUUGAACAGCAAGAUUUGUAAUGUUUUUUAAAGAAGUCUCUUUUGCUCACCAAGCCUGCAUUUAUUUAUUAAUUCAAAUAACUAUUUUCUAUUUGAAUAUAUUUUAAAAUGCAAUUUAUUCCUGUGUUCAAAGCUGAAUUUUCAGCAUCAUUACUCCAGUCUUCAGUGUUACAUGAUUCUUGAUGAUUAAUUAUUUUUUAUCAGUAUUUAAAACAGUUUAGUACUUUUUUUUCAGGAUUCUUUGAUGAAGAUCCAAAUGUUUUAUAUGAAAUAAAAAGCUUUUGUAACAUUAUGUACUAUAUCAUUCAAAAGCUUAAUUUAUAAUAUAAAUUAUAGGGAUGUAUUUAGAAAUUGUAGAAAUUAAUAUGCACACAGAUGCUUUAAACUGGUCAGAAGUAAUGGUAAAGACAUUUAUAAUGUUACAAAAGAUUUCUAUUUCAGACAAAUGCUGUUCUUCUGAACUUUCUAUUCAUCAAAGAAACCUGAAAAAAUUCACCUCAGCUGUUUUCAACAUAAUAAUAAUAAUAAUAAUACUAAUAAUAAUAAAUGUUUUUUAGCAGAAGAUCAGAAUAUUAGAAUGAUAUCUGAAGGAUCAUAUGACUGGAGUAACAAAAAAUUCAGCUUUGAAUUCACAGGAAUAAAUUGCAUUUUAAAACAGAAACAGAAAACAGUUAUUUUAUAUAGUAGUAAAAUAGUAAAAUUUAUUUUUGCUCUACUUGGUGAGCAGAAGAAACUUCUUUGAAAAAACAUUAUAACACUUUUGACUGGUAGUGUAAGCCUACAACAAACAACACUUUAUAUCUCACAAUAUGAAUAUUUCUCAUAAUUGUGACUUAAUCUUACAGUUGCCACUUUUUCUUGAAAUCGCAACAUUAUUUCGCAUAAUCACAGCUUUAUAUCAAUAGUCAUAUCCUAUAAUUCUGUCAAAAUCCCAGUUGCUACUUUGUUUCUCAUUAUUGCUGCAAAUUUAUUUCUCAAAAUAGUGACUUGUUCUCAUAAUUUGUUAUAAUUGCAGCUUUAUAUCUUAAAACUGACACUUUGUCUAACAAUGACUAUUUUAAAUUUUUUUUUUUUUAAAUCUUAGUUGCUACCUUAUGUCUUGUAAGAACCUUAUUUCUCAUGAUUGCGACUUUUUCUCAAUUUUUUUACUCUUCCAAAUGUAUAUAUUACAAAUGGCUGUAUCUCAUAAUUGUGAAUUUUAAUCUCACGUUUACUUUGUUAUUGCAGCUUUAUUUCGGUCCACUUCCAAAACAACAAUUUACAAAUUAUUUACUCACCCCUUGUCAUCCAAGAUGUUCAUGUCUUUCUGUCUUGAGUCGUAAAGAAAUUAUGGUUUUUGAGGAAAACAUUUCAGGAUUUUUCUUCAUAUAAUUGACUUCAAUUGUACCCCCCGAUUUUGAACUUCCGAGUUUAAAUGCAGCUUCAAAGGGUUCUAAACGAUCCCAGCCAAGGAAGAAGGGUCUUAUCUAGCGAAACGAUCUGUCAUUUUUUUCGAAAAAAAAAAUUGUAUAAUUUUUAAGCAUAAAAGCUGCAUUUAAACUACAUUUCGGAAGUAAAAUCGGGGGCACAAUUUAAGUCCAU